AUGUAUACCCCUAUCCCCGCUAAUACCCCGGCACCUACUGCUCCGACUUCAUCGAUGACCUCCAACUCUUCCUCCGCAUCAAAUUCCAACACUAGCGGUAGCAACACGAAUACCAGGAACGGUAGACCCAGCGGUGCUCCAUCCAAUGAAAGAGUUCGUUCGGGGUCGGGCAUCAGCUCUUUUUUGAAUACCUUCGGGAUCAGACAAAAUAACCAGGCGGUUUCCUCUUCUUCUGCUGCUCCCGAUCAGCGUCUGUUUGGUACUACUCCGUCCAACUCCCAUAUGAAUGUAGUCAUGGAAAGUGCAAAUAUAGCUGCGUUACAACAGGAACCUCGUCUACAUCAUCCCAUACAAAUGCCUCCGUCAGCACAGUUUCAUGUUCAUCGUAAUUAUCAACUUCCAAUUUCCUUAUCUCUCACUGCUCCCAUGUCCACAGAUCAACCCUCUCAACAGCAAUCGUCUCCGCAGAAUUUUGAAGUUAACAACGCUGCUACUAUUCACGAAACCUUGAACCAACGACAAACAAACAAUGCCAAUAACACCACAACCUCAAUCACUUCCAUGACGCCAGCGACUAUAACAAGGAACAAUACAGGUUUCAUGACCACUGGUGCAGAAGGAUCUGCAGUCGCUACUGGUAACCAGGAAAUGUACAAAAAUUUACGCCAUUUGAUUUAUGCUGCGAAUCAGCCAAAUGGGACGGAAAUUUUACAUUUAGAUUUACCUACAGCAAGCGCAGAAGAUGCAAGCAAUAUCACCAAUGUUGAUGAGGUGACUUUGAAGCAGAGAAAGGACAAGCAUGGUCUUUUCAGUAUAAGAUUAACACCGUUUAUUGACAGUUCUUCAACCACAAACCAAGGUUUAUUCUUUGAACCGAUUAUUAGAAAGGCUGGCCCUGGAUCUCAAUUGGUUAUUGGCCGCUACACUGAACGUGUUCGUGACGCAAUAUCUAAGAUACCUGAACAAUAUCAUCCAGUGGUAUUCAAAUCCAAAGUUGUGUCGAGGACACAUGGUUGCUUCAAAGUAGAUUCUCAAGGUAACUGGUUUAUAAAGGAUGUGAAAUCUUCUAGUGGGACUUUCCUAAACCACCAAAGACUGUCCCCCGCUUCAUCGUUGUCAAAGGACACCCUUUUACGUGAUGGUGAUAUUUUGCAGUUGGGAAUGGACUUUAGGGGUGGUACAGAAGAGAUAUAUCGAUGUGUAAGGAUGAGGAUCGAGCUUAAUAGAUCAUGGAAAUUAAAGGCAAAUUCGUUCAACAAAGAGGCUUUACACCGCUUACAGAACUUACAAAAAUUGACUGCCGGUGUUGAAGAAGAAGAUUGUUCGAUUUGCCUAUGUAAGAUCAAACCAUGCCAGGCUAUUUUCAUAUCACCAUGCGCUCAUAGUUGGCACUUCCGCUGCGUGAGGAGAUUAGUCAUGCUCUCGUACCCGCAAUUCGUUUGCCCCAAUUGUCGGUCAAGUUGUGAUUUGGAGGCCUCUUUCGAAAGCAGUGACGAAGAAGAUGAAAGUGAUGUAGAAAGUGAGGGUGAUCAGCUCGUAGACCAACUCAGCGUACUAAUGGAAACUUCAAAGGAUGUUGAAAGCCAUCCUUGA
This is a messenger RNA of Saccharomyces kudriavzevii IFO 1802, 1593 nucleotides long. It is a transcript of the gene DMA2, whose product is annotated as ubiquitin-conjugating protein DMA2. Gene Ontology annotation, molecular function: protein binding; ubiquitin protein ligase activity. The transcript has a single exon. Gene Ontology annotation, cellular component: ubiquitin ligase complex; cell division site; cytosol. Gene Ontology annotation, biological process: negative regulation of septation initiation signaling; protein ubiquitination; ubiquitin-dependent protein catabolic process. The record is from RefSeq and is a predicted model, not a curated record. Lineage: Eukaryota; Fungi; Ascomycota; Saccharomycetes; Saccharomycetales; Saccharomycetaceae. Bases 1 to 1593 code for a protein of 530 amino acids.